CCCAGCAGGGUCGGCGGCGCGCUGCGGGACCCCGCGUCCAGGCCUGCGGCGAACGGGUCCGGAGCCCGUCCUCCCGGGUCGCCGGCGCCGAGCCGCCUCCGGUCACGUGACGCGCCGAUGGUCACGCGGGCGCCGCUCACCUGACCAGGGCCUCACGUGGCCCAGCCCGCUGGGACGGAGGUGACCGGCGGGCCAUGGCAGGCUCCAGGCUUUGGUUUUCGCUGCUGCUGGCGGCAGCGUUCGCGGAGCCGGCGACGGCCCUGUGGCCCUGGCCCCAAUACAUCCAGACCUUCGACCGGCGCUACGUCCUCUAUCCGAACAACUUCCGAUUCCAGUACCACGUCAGUUCGGCCGCGCAGCCCGGCUGCUCCGUCCUCGACGAGGCCUUCCAACGCUACCGUGACCUGCUCUUCGGUUCCGGGUCUUGGCCCCGUCCUAACCUCACAGGAAAACGACAUACAUUGGAGAAGAAUAUAUUGGUUGUCUCUGUGGUCACAUCUGGAUGUAACCAGUUUCCUACUUUGGAGUCAGUGGAGAAUUAUACCCUGACCAUAAACGAUGACAAAUGUUUACUUGUCUCUGAGACUGUCUGGGGAGCUCUCCGAGGUCUGGAGACUUUUAGCCAGCUCGUCUGGAAAUCUGCUGAGGGCACGUUCUUUAUAAACAAGACUGAGGUCAAAGACUUUCCCCGCUUCCCUCACCGGGGCCUGCUGUUGGAUACGUCUCGCCAUUACCUGCCACUGUCUAACAUCCUGGACACUCUGGAUGUCAUGGCGUAUAACAAAUUAAAUGUGUUCCAUUGGCAUCUGGUGGAUGACCCUUCCUUCCCAUACGAGAGCUUCACUUUUCCAGAGCUCACCAGAAAGGGGUCCUACAACCCUGUCACCCACAUCUACACAGCGCAGGAUGUGAAGGAGGUGAUUGAAUAUGCGCGGCUUCGGGGCAUCCGUGUGCUGGCAGAGUUUGACACUCCUGGCCACACUUUGUCUUGGGGACCAGGUAUCCCUGGAUUAUUGACUCCCUGCUACUCUGGGUCUCAGCCCUCUGGCACCUUUGGCCCCGUGAAUCCCAGUCUCAACAAUACCUAUGAGUUCAUGAGCACAUUCUUCUUGGAGGUCAGCUCUGUCUUCCCGGAUUUUUAUCUUCACCUUGGAGGAGAUGAGGUUGAUUUCACCUGCUGGAAGUCCAACCCAGAUAUCCAGGACUUUAUGAAGAAGAAAGGCUUUGGUGAGGACUUCAAGCAGCUGGAGUCCUACUACAUCCAGACGCUGCUGAACAUCGUCUCCUCUUAUGGCAAGGGCUACGUGGUGUGGCAGGAGGUGUUUGAUAAUAAAGUAAAGGUUCGGCCAGACACAAUCAUACAGGUGUGGCGAGAAGAGGUGCCAGUAAGCUACAUGAAGGAGCUGGAACUGAUCACCAAGUCCGGCUUCCGGGCCCUGCUCUCUGCCCCCUGGUACCUGAACCGUAUAACUUACGGCCCUGACUGGAAGGAGUUCUACCUAGUGGAACCCCUGAACUUUGAAGGUACCCCUCAGCAGAAGGCUCUGGUGAUUGGGGGAGAGGCCUGCAUGUGGGGAGAGUAUGUGGACAACACAAACCUGGUCCCCAGGCUCUGGCCCAGAGGAGGGGCUGUUGCUGAGAGGCUGUGGAGCAGCAGGCUGACAGCUGACCUGACAUUUGCCCAUAAACGACUGUCGCGCUUCCGCUGUGAGUUGCUGAGGCGAGGUGUCCAGGCCCAGCCCCUCGAUGUAGGCUACUGUGAGCAGGAGUUUGAACAGAGCUGAGCCAGUGCCUCAGGCACCGAGGAGGGUGCUGGCCCUAGGAGAGGUGGUGGGGCCAGGCUUUGACUGCAUCCUGGCCAGGGGACGGAGCCCCUUGCCCACGUGCCCCUGUGCUUGGAGAGAAGGGGGCUGGUGCUGGCACUGGCGUCCAAUAAAGAGUGAUGUGGCGCUUUUUUAUAAUAAAUAUGGACUACCUGUGUAAAAACGCAAAAAUGUGUGAAUGGCCUGAGGGUAAGAGAGCGGCCAGGACUGGUCUUCUAGGCUGGUGAGAGUGAGUGAGCUCAGCAGGGCCCAGCCAGGUUGGGUUUAGUAUCUGCCCCUGGAUCCCAGUUGAGGGCUGGGGAUGAAACCUGUGGUGUCUGUAGCUUGUGUUCUGCUCUGCUCACCUAUGAGUUAUGUCACUCCUUUUCCACCCCUGAACAUGUUCCAGACACCCGCCCUCAUUCUCAGCCUGGUCACUGCACAUCUGUGUUACCACUCCAAGGCUCUGGUUACGGAAGGAGACAUCGUAGGGCCUGCAGGAGUUCCGGGCAAUGUUAGGGCUCCAGACCAGGCCUGGUCGCAGAACAGCUCCUACCCCGUGCACAGCUCCCGCCCUUAGAGCCGUUCUCUUUUGGGUUUCUUGCCACUUCACCUUCAUACAACCGUUACUUAAAUACUGUUGAACACAAUGUGGUCGAAGCAGUGUGGUAAGGUGUCGAAUUUGAAGGACGCAGAGGCCCUAGCCAACUCUGACAUAAUGCAGGCAUCUUCAACCCCCUCCUCUCACCCACUUUCAGCGGAUGGCACAGCUGAGGCCAUGAGAACAAAGCCCCUGGGGGGGCAAGGAGGUGGGCAUGUGGCUCUGAAAGGGGGUCUUUGCACAUGUGACCAGUUUUCUCUGGGAGGAAUUAUCUCAUUGUGAACCCAGCCUGCCCCCUGGUGGUUUCAUGUGCAGAAAUAACAAUGUAGCCCAGGGGCUGGGGCAGUAGGGGACAGCAAACGUUUUAGACGAGGAUUUCUUUGGCCAUUAUUUGUUAAGUUCUUUCGCCUGGUCUGGGCUGGGAGGACAAUGGCGAGGUCCCAGGCAUUUCUUUCAGAAAGCUCCCAGCAUGGUGGAUACAGAAACUUGGAGAAGGCAGGGCAGAGAGGAAUCUGAGUAAAACAUGGUCCUGAAACACCGUCCUUCAGUCCCUUGACCAUGUUCCUUUGGGGACGUGGUUGUAGGUAGACGAGCCCUGCAUUGUGCUGUUCCUGUGGGGACAGGGUGGGCAUCUUCUACCAGCAGAAUUCUCUUGGAAUUUUCGCACAGCCCAACCUAGCCAAGCCCAGGGCUCUAGCUAGAGACAUGAGCUAAGGCUCCGCCACUUGCACCCACCAGAGGAGCCCCCUGACCUCUGUUACCCAGAAACCUUUGGGGGUUCCAGGCAAGGACCCUGCAGAAAUGCUGCUACACUCCAAAUGCCCCUAUCUUCCUCCUCAUCAUAACUUUCGUGUUGCUGUUGUUUGGUUUAAUGUUAAAUAAAAAAAGCAGACACUAAAUUGUAGGUCUCAAGUCAGUGAAGGAAGAGAUGGAUCAUGAAAACAUUUGUGUUAAAGCAGUAUGCGUCAGUGAUUUGUUUCUAUUGUAAACAUUUUCUUUAAUGUUAUAAUCUUUACCAUUAAAAAGAUUAACAUGGCCUGCUCAA
Messenger RNA from Lemur catta (Ring-tailed lemur), 3448 nucleotides. RefSeq names its product hexosaminidase subunit alpha (gene HEXA). Gene Ontology annotation, biological process: glycosaminoglycan metabolic process; carbohydrate metabolic process; ganglioside catabolic process. Gene Ontology annotation, cellular component: membrane. Bases 195 to 1784 code for a protein of 529 amino acids. The transcript has 14 exons. Gene Ontology annotation, molecular function: beta-N-acetylhexosaminidase activity. NCBI's taxonomy places the organism in Eukaryota, Metazoa, Chordata, Mammalia, Primates, Lemuridae. The record is from RefSeq and is a predicted model, not a curated record.